Penicillium vulpinum is the source of this 321-nucleotide messenger RNA. RefSeq lists its product as uncharacterized. The record is from RefSeq and is a predicted model, not a curated record. NCBI's taxonomy places the organism in Eukaryota, Fungi, Ascomycota, Eurotiomycetes, Eurotiales, Aspergillaceae. Bases 1 to 321 code for a protein of 106 amino acids. The transcript has 2 exons.
AUGAAACCCCGACGGGAGCCAAUACUCCAGAACAAGAGCAAGAAUCAGAAGCGAAAAUUACCGAACGGAUUCUUGUUCGAAAAGCAAGUGUCGAGCCACAAGACAAACAUUGAGGCUUUACUAGGCCAGACAAUCGACGAAGAACCUAGGCAGGGCCUGGUCUCCGUAAACUGCCAGAUUCUUGAUGACAAAUCUACAUCUUGUGUUCGUAUGCCUGGAAAGCUAGGCAAGAUUCAUGGAGAUAAUUGCUCGUUAGAUGCAGCUCUAGCAGCAUUCGAGGGCAAGGUCGCCCGCACUGAUGCGACUAUCAAAACGAUCUGA